This is a messenger RNA of Astrephomene gubernaculifera, 2211 nucleotides long. The record is from the annotation of a GenBank genome assembly. NCBI's taxonomy places the organism in Eukaryota, Viridiplantae, Chlorophyta, Chlorophyceae, Chlamydomonadales, Astrephomenaceae.
AUAAAGCCUGUGGCGGGAGAGAGAGAAUGCUACUGAUGGCCCUAAGACGCCGGCUUUAGGAAGCCUUGCGAAUCUCGAGGCAAAGGAGUUAGGGCUUUAACCGCUGCUCCCGGUGAAAGCGGCAUCGCAGGUGUCUCGCUUGCGAAGUUGCGAUGCACUCAUUUCUCUCCUGCUCCAGCUCUCGUGCGUCAGUUACCUACAGUACCGUAUUGCAUCCUAGUGUCAGGAGCUUUAGUCACAAGCCACAUCCCUUGCUUGGUUUCUGUAUCCCAGAGUAGGACUGGUAUCUGAAAAACAAACAAUUAUCAGCAAACUUCGCAUCAGGUACGUGUGUGUCUACCAAUCUUCCAACCUCAAUCCUUGGAUCGAGCCGGACGGUGCAAAUACUUAACUACAUACACAUUCAGGAGCGAUAACUGCAAAAGCUUACCUCUAUGUCCCAACGCAUCUUUGUUUGCUAACACCGCGGCCAACUUGUAUCUCACUCCACAACUGCGACAGCUGUCCCUUCCCGCUCGUUGUAUUAUUGUUGAAGCGGAUGUCUGCAACACGACGUCAAGAUUAAUGGGCUGUCCUUUAGGCAGAGUGCUGCGUAGCGUUGGUGCUCAUCUCAAAUGGACGGCAUCUUCACAGGAGCAAGUAGCCACGAUGAUGACUCAACCGUUUUCACCGACACCGUGGACGGCACAACCAGCUUGCCCGCCUACUGCAUCAAAGUCAUCGAUACGCCGCCUUUCCAAAGGCUGCGUGGGUUGUGGGCGCUGGGUGUUACCAAGUUCGUGUUCCCUGGAGCGGUACACACCCGCUUCGAGCACUCCCUAGGUGUGGCAUACAAGGCUCACAAGGUGGCACGGCACAUCUGGAAGCAGCAGGGCGGCGAGCGGGCGGCCCUCGCAGGCGGGCUGGCGGUGGACAUGGAGGAGGAGGAUGUCAAGUUCGUGACGCUGGCGGGCCUGGCGCACGACCUGGGUCACGGGCCCCUGUCGCACCCCUUCGACCACUUCGUAGAGCGCAUGGGCGUCCCGGACUGGAAACACGAGCACAUGUCGGCCCGCAUCCUGGAGUACCUGGCGGACACCUACGACGUGGGGAUCAGCCGCUCCGACGUGGCUCGCAUCACGGACCUCAUCCACGGGGCGCCCGCGGAGCACCAGCAGCUGGGAGGAGGGGGCGGGGGCGGGCUGUGGCGGCCGGGGCGGCGCUUCCUGUUUGACAUCGUGGCGAACAAACGCAACGGUGUUGACGUGGACAAGGUGGACUACCUGCAGCGGGACGCCUUCAUGUGCGGGGUGCGGGUGGGCUGCGACUUUGACCGCCUGCUCAAAAAGAAUUUCAUCAAGGUACUGGGUGACGAGGUGUGCUACCCCUGGAGCGAGUACGGCAACGUCCUGGACCUCUUCCGAGCCCGGGAGGCCAUGCACCGCAAGGUCUACACCAACAGGAAGAACAAGGCGGUGGAGCUGAUGGCGGUGGAUGCGCUGGUGGCCGCGGAGCCGCUGCUGAGGAUCAGGGAGCGGCUGCAGUCGCCCCAGGACUACCUCAGCCUGGAUGAUUCGGUGCUAUCGACCAUCGAGCACUACCGGAUCAACUACAGGCGCCCGCUGGACGACGCGGAGGAGCGCGCACUGACCGCCGCGCAGGGCAUCGUGCGGCGGCUGCGCACCCGGCAGCUCUACCGCUUCGGCAACCAGAUGACGGUGCCGCCCGAGUACCUGGCGGACAGCCGCUGGGAGUCCAUGAAGUGCCGCUUCACGCCCGCCGAGGUGGCCGCCUGCUACGGCGGCUCGGAGGUGCCGGGCGGGCUGCGGCCGGAGGACAUCAUCUGCGACGAAAACAAGAUUGACCACACCAUGGGGGGAGCCAACCCGGCUGAGAGGGUGGGUUUCUUCGCCAGCCACGACAGCCGCGACAAGUUCUACAUCACGCAGCACCAGGUGGUGGGCAUACUGCCGCACUUCUUCCAGGAGCGCGUGCUGCGUGUGUUCACUCCGCACCAGGACGAGCGCUACGUGCGGGCGAUCGAGGAGGCGCUGGCCCGGUGGUGCAGCCGGCACUUUGGGGGCGGCGUGCAGCUGGCCACACCCGUGCGGCCGAGGAGGCCCAGGGAGGGCGGCGGCGCGGCGGCGGGGGCCGGGGCGGGCAUCCCGCCGCAUGUGCUUGCUCGAGAGGUUGCCAUGCGGGAGGUGGUGGGCUGCAUGCGCCAACAGGGGG